ACAAAAGAGUUUGGGUAUGCUACCUUGAGGCAUCACCUCAUGUAAGCAGAGCCAUAACCCCGCAACGAUACCGGUACUUUUUUUUUCUUUGCUUGGGGGUGACUCGUUUGUGGGUUGUUACCCUAUUAAUGUCUGUCARCAUUUGAAUGACGAAUUGUUUAAUUAGCUCAACAAGUAGUUUGUUGCCAGGAGACACUUUCUUUCUCCGUGUGGUCUUGACAUACACAGACCUUGCAACAUCAAGAUGUGGAAGGGAAAAGGUGUUAUCAUUCUAUGCUGUGUAAUAGCAGUUGCCGGCAUUGCGUGUCUUAUAGCUGGAAUUGUAUUGAUCAAGAAACCCAUUGGUUGUGAUGACAAGAGACCUUCGAAGAAGAUGAAGUGCGCGUACUCGCACGAGGCGGAACGAGUUGGUCUUGCAGAAUUUUUCCAAAAGGUACAAGAUGCUUACUUUGAGGUUCACCCAGAGUACAUAAGUAGCAAACCUGGARCUACAGCUAAACAAAUUCGCGAUCAUUACGUGCCAUACRACCCAUCGCCUGAGAGACUGAAGCGAAUCACGGAAAAAUCCGUUGAGCUGCUUCGAGAACUUCAAGGAAAGACGAUUGAUAAACAUAAUCUGAAGCCACGCGAGAGAAAGGGUCUYGCRCAGAUGUUUCAUUUCCUGAAGUCGACGUUUGGUUCCCCYACCGCUGUAAACUAUUACUCAGGAGACUUUCUCCUUGGGCCGAGUAUGUUCUGURGGGAACCAUUUUGUUACGUAAUGCCAAAUAUUAUCAACACGAUCAAUCAAUUUAAACUUUUUACUGUUGAAGAUGUUGACAAUUUAUUAAAGAAAAUUGAGCUUGUGAAUCAUACGUUUACCCAAUACAAAGCUAAUUUGAUUUACGGUGUCGGCGCUGGUAUGGUAAGGUCCACACAGCCCUGUCAAGUCGGCGUCGAUAGUUUACUUGCAAGGCUGGGAUACAAAGACGAACAACCGAUCGAUAUAGCGCAAGGUUUCAUCGGCAAGGUCAUCGCGAUUACUGCUGGUAUCAGCCCUGAAAWCCAACAAAAGUGGGUUGACAAGUCAGGAAAGUCGGUCAAUGACUCGAUAUAUAACCACGUCCUAAAGUAUGUCGGGAAACCACUUUACGAACUUGUCACGUAUCUAAAGACUACAUAUCUUUACCAUUGCGUCCCGAGUGAUGUGUCCAGYGGACUGGCAACUCUUCCCAUAUCACACAUUUACCUAAACAAGACAAAGACAGCCGAGAAAACCUACCCUUUCCUGCCUGAUGGAACUCCGCUGAAUGGCUCGCGGGCCUAUCAGACACAUAUUUUGCCCUUCUACACCACGACGAGCAUAUCGCCAGACGAAGUGAAUAGGUUGGGUCAUGAAAUGGUAGCAAAACUCUACUCACAGAUUCUUGAACUGGCCAGAGAAYAUACCAACAAGACAAAUAAUGAUACAGCUACAGAUGCGUUCAAACAGAAACUAAAUGCAUCAAGCAUGUACUAUGCAAACAGUAAGGAUAUCCCUGAAAUCGAAUCGAAUGGAACAGCUUUUGUUAGGUGUAAAAGUGUACAAGGUGCAAAGAAACAUUGUCCAAUUCGGUGGGAAAUCAUUCAAAGAUGGUUUGACGAUGUUAACAAGAUAAUGAGCUCUCUUGACGGAGAGACUGUAAAUUUGUUCCACUUCGUUGGUCCUAUGCAUACMACACCAAAUUGUCCAGUACAACCAAAGCCCAAUUUCAAUCAAAACAUGGGGGUGCCCAGUUACCGGCCCUCAUCGAGAACAUGCGCUUACACUGCGUCAUAUUUCAUACCAUUCUUUCUUACUCGACCUGGUCCGAAGUUUACGCAGUUGAGCGUGAAUUCUCAUGAAGCAAGACCUGGACACCACACCCAGGUCCAAGGAAGUAUAGAACACUUCAGGGAUUCCUGUGGUGGUGUGAUUGGCUGGGUCGAUGGUAUCACUUGGUACACGGCUUUCGCCGAGGGGUGGGGUCUUUACGCCGAGGACCCACUAAUCGGAUCAGAUACAGAUGUUUACAAAGACAAACCGCUGCAAAAGUAUGGCAUGCUCAGGGGACAGCUAUGGCGAGCGCUCCGUUUAGUUGUAGAUACUGGUUURCAUUUCAAGAAAAUGCCCCGACAAGAAGCUUUAAAAUACUUUAAGGAUUACAUAUGGGAAGAAAACGAUGUUGUCGAAAAGGAAAUCACUCGUUAUCAGACCACUCCAGGGCAAGCUACCACGUACACUAUUGGUCAGCUGCAUCUCAUAAAACUGCGUGCGCACGCUCGAAAAGAAUUGGGCGCGAAAUUCAAUCUGAAGGACUUUCAUUAUUAUCUUUUAAAAGAUGGCAGUGCUCCACUCGACUUUUUGACAGAGAGUAUUGAAGACUACAUAAGAUGUACAAAGGAUAACAAAGGAAGUGGUUGUGAAUACGUGUUGCCGACAGAAGAAGAUUCAGAUACAGUAACCAUGGAUACAGUAACCAUGGAUACAGUAACCAUGGAUAAUGCCGUAGAAUUUGAGAAUGCCAUGAUGGAGAGAUAUUAUUAACGACUGUUUUAGUUUUACUGGCUACAAAAAUGUUCACAUUCCCGAUGAUGACGACCGAUAUAAUGGUUGUUGAUAGGUUUUUUUUCUAGUGUUUUACCUUGUAAAUAAAGUUCCUCUGCGGUUUUGAUGUUACUAUUCAGGCACUCUUCUCAUUAGAAAGGCUCCAGGCUCGUACUCACUAUAAACAUAUUACACCUGUAUAGCUCAGUCAAACUCUUUAA
This is a messenger RNA of Exaiptasia diaphana, 2766 nucleotides long. RefSeq lists its product as uncharacterized. The transcript has 7 exons. The record is from RefSeq and is a predicted model, not a curated record. Lineage: Eukaryota; Metazoa; Cnidaria; Anthozoa; Actiniaria; Aiptasiidae. The coding region runs from base 245 to 2545 and encodes 766 amino acids.